AUGGCCGAGCUGUACGCGCCGACGUAUAAGAACCUGCACCCGGGUGCCAAGAGCUACGCCGUGUCCAGCCCGGACGGGGCCAAGCGCCACAUGGUGGUCGGCCCGCCGCCGCCUCGGAGCCACAGCCCGUCGCUGCCGGGCCUGUCGUCCAUGCUGCAGCUCAAGCGCAGCCCCGACGACGCCUUCAUGCUGUCCCCGCGGUCUCCAGUCGUCAGCCCCGGCAGCGACCCGGAGCAGCGCCCCAAGCUCUACAACAACAACAGCAGCAGCAGCAGCUCAGUGUUCAAGCCGUCGCGGGACCUGCAGGCGCGGCAAGCGGCCGCCAGCGCCGUGGCCCGCGCGCUCGCGCCUACAACGUCCUCCUCCUCCUCUCCUAUCAUCACCGUCACUCUCGCUCCCGUUGAGAAGUCGUCCCGUUACCUUCGCGAGAUCGACCGACGCGCCAUCCUGUCCCGGAUCGAGCAGGGCGAGAAGCAAUCGGCGCUGGCCAAGGAGUACCAAGUGAGUCGCGCCGCCAUCUGCAACCUCAACAAGCACCGCGACGAGGUGCUGUCCCGCAAGAACGGGAACCCGCUGGCCAAGCACCCCAAGAAGCCGCGACCCAAGACCAUGAAGGCCAAGCUGGGCAAGAGCGGCUGGGCCGCGGCCAUGGCGCUGAGGGAGACCGGAGUGCAAGACAGCAAGGGCGUCCACGAGAUCAAGAGCCGCGCGGCGGCGCUGCUGCUCACGACGCUGAGGAAGAAACACGCCACGGUGAGCGAGUUCCGCCGCUCCAGCGACCGCCUCAUGCGCCUCGUGAUGGAGGAGGCGCUGGCCUUCGUGCCGGUCAAGACGGUCGAGAUCUUCCUGCCCAACCACGGCAAGUCGGACGGCGUGGCGCUCGAGCACCCGCCGUGCGCCAUCUCCAUGGAGCCGGCGGGGUGCCCCAUGCUGGAUCUGUUCCACUUGAUGGAGCCCGACCAACCCUCGGGCUACGUGAGCUUCGGGGACAUGUCGCUCUCCCCGAGCGACUCGCAGGCCGAAGACGUGCAGGCCAAGAUCUGCGGCUCCAGACUGCCGGGUAGUCUCAACUACCACAACGUGUUCAUCAUGGACCACGUGAUCACGUCGGCGGAGGUGGUGAUUGCAGUCGUGCGGCGUCUGCAAGAGCGCGGCGCGGUGGAGGCCAUGAUCUCGCUCGUGGCGCUGAUUGCGGCGCCCGAAGCCGUGGAGAAGAUCCACGCGGUGUUCCCGACGCUCAAGAUUGUCAUCGCCCAGGUGGACAAUGGUGGAGACGAGAGCUCGUCUCCGUGCGCGGCUGGGCCGAUUGACUCCGCGAUGCGCGCGUCGACGACCGACAUGAUUUUGGACCGACUGGAGCAGGUCUACCACGGCUACACGCCCGCCAACGCGUACUGA
Molecule: messenger RNA, 1398 nt
Organism: Phytophthora sojae
Lineage: Eukaryota; Oomycota; Peronosporomycetes; Peronosporales; Peronosporaceae
Exons: 2
Coding region: 1-1398 (465 amino acids)
Source: RefSeq, a predicted model, not a curated record